AACAGAACGAAGGCGCGAGUUUGCGAAGAUUGUUUGGAAAGAACAGAAAAAAUCUGGUCAAAAAAUUUUGAUGAAUCGUUUGGAAUAAUAAAAGCAAAAAAGAAAUGCCAGCUUUGAGGACAAGGAAAGAAGAUGAAACUGUCAGUCCAAGUGAAGCAUCUAGCCCAGCAUCUGGGGUGACUCCAGCCUCUAAAGUCAAAGAGGCUAAAGAUGACAAGAAUGAUUCUCCUCGUCGUAGUGGUAGGAAAUACAAGCAAAGAAUACUGUUUGGUCAUGAAAAAAUUCAACCAACUCCAUCACCUAGUGCAUCCAAAAAAACAAAACUUCCCAAGAAAACAGUAGAAAAACCUGAUAGUGACGAAGAACAAGAAGAACAAGAAGAAAGUUCAUCUGAUGAGGAAGUACCUGAAAGUAAUAGUGAAGAAGAGGAAGUUGUGACACCACGCAAGGCAACACCUAAAGGAAGGAAGACAACACCUGCUACUCCUAAGACUAACCCAUUUGGCAAAAAGGGAAGAACACCAAGCAGAGCAACUCCAGGAAGAAAGAGAAAAGGAAAAGCAACAAGUCAAGACGAUGAUGAUCAAGGAACCUUGUUUGAUAUUGUCAAAGCUGGGAAAGGAGCUCUGAGAGCUGUAGUUGAUGAUUGGAUAGAAAGCUACAACAAAGAUAAAGAGGCAGCCAUGGUUGAUAUUAUACAAUUCUUUGUUCAGUGUUGUGGAUGUAAAGGGACUGUUACAAGCUCAAUGCUUGAUGAAGAUGAAAAUGUUGAUGCUGUUAGACAGUUGACAGAACAGUUUGAUGAAGAAAGUCAUGAAUAUCCUCUAAUAAUGUCUGGACCUUCUCAUAAAAAAUUUAAGACAAAUUUUAUAGCCUUUGUACAUACUCUAGUAGUCCAGUGUCAGCAUUCUAUAAUAUAUGACGAGUACAUGCUGGACACCCUGGUGUCAUGGUUGAUCAGGCUGUCUGACUCACAGGUCAGAGCAUUCAGGCAUACUAGCACACUGGCAGGAAUGAAAUUAGUGUCUGCCUUGAUCCAUAUUGCCAAGAAUGUACACAUUGAACUAGAUAAUACCCAGCGUCAGUUAGACAGUGAGACACAAAAAUCCACUUCAAAGAAAGCCCUGGAAAAGAUUGAUAUGCUGCAAACCAGAAGGCAGGAGCUGAGACAAAACAUUAAUGAUCUUGAAGAAAUGAUGAACUUUAUCUUUCAAGGAAUGUUUGUCCAUCGAUACAGAGAUUCCAGGCCAGAAAUAAGAGCCCUUUGUAUCUCAGAAAUAGGAGAAUGGAUGAAAGAAUACAGCACCUUGUUCUUAAAUGACAAAUACUUGAAAUAUAUAGUAUGGAACCUACAUGAUAAGGUUGGAGAGGUAAGAUUAAAGUCACUCCAGGCUUUACUGGGACUUUAUGGUGACGAAGAUCUUGUACCACACCUGGAUGUUCUAACUACAAGAUUCAAGGAUAGAUUUGUUAGUAUGACACUUGACAAGGAUAAUGAAGUUGCCGUAGAAGCCGUCAAGCUGAUGAUUCAUAUGUAUCAGUAUGAUAAACUAGACGAAGAAGACUGUCAACAGGUGCAGUUGUUAGUGUUCUGUACGCACAAGCAAGUUGCGCAUGCAGCAGGACAGUUUCUUUACAAGAGAAUCAAGGAUGCAGCUGAGGAAGAUAUCAAGCCUAACAAAUCUAAAAAAGGCAGUAAGAAGUCAGACAAAGAGACCAAAGCUGUACAAUUAAAGAAAUUAUUGGAGUUCUUUAUCAAUAGUGAAGUACAUAAUCAUGGUGCUUACCUUGUCGACAGCUUAUGGAACACUGCAUCUCUAAUUAAGGACUGGAAGCUGAUGACAGAUAUGCUGCUGGAUAAAGCAGAUGAAGCAGGGCUUGAUGAUAAAGAAGAAGAAGCUCUGAUUGAAAUAAUGGUCAGUUCUUGUAAGCAAUCAUCCCAAGGUCAGGGACCUCCUGGAAGAGUAGUAAGAAAGCUUUUGAGUAGUAAGGAGAAGAAGACCAUAAUCAGUGACAAAAAAGAACUUAGUGCACACUUCAUGCAGACUGUACCAGACCUCUUGGCUAAGUAUGGAACAGACAAUGAAAAAGUCCUCAGCCUUGUGUCCAUGCCACAGUGUUUUGACUUGGAGGAAUAUGGUCAAAGACGACUAGGCAAGUAUUUAGAAGAACUGCUCAAUCAGUUGGACAGUGUCGUAGAAAAGAGCACAGAUCCAAUGGUGUUGCAAGAGUGUGCCAAGACAUAUCGAGCUUUGACAGACAGUGAAUACACACUCAGUACCACAGCUGAAGUAUCACGGAACAAACUGGUUGAUCAAUUUGUUGAAGCGUUCAAGGGAAGCUUACAAAAUGGACUUAAUGCUGAUGAUGAUGAUGAGGAUAAUAAUGACAGAUUUGUUCUAAUUUCAAAUCUGGAGAAAAUUUCAGCCUUCUACAAAGCACAUGAUCUUGGAAGUUGGAAGCUAUAUGACAACCUACAUCAUAUCAUGCAUCAUGCAACAACAGACCAGGAGACAGUACCAGAUAGAAUUCUUAUUCUUACAAUAAAUGCCAUGCAGUGUUUGUUGUUAUGGACUCUGACUGGGCUGGAUGCUAACCAUCCAGAUAAGGCACAAUUGAAGAAGCUAAAGAAAUGGUCAACAACCUUCAUCAGGCAAUGUGAAGAGCUGGUUGGAUAUAGUAAUACAGAAGUUAGAAUAGAGGCUUUCCUCUGUGUUUGUGACCUACUUAUUGUGUUUGCUAAACAACUCAAGAAUCAAUCACCUCUAUUGGGUCCUUUGGUAUAUGAACCCAGUGAUUCCUUCCAAGCUACCUGCCGGGAUUUCAUUGUCAACCAUAUAUUUGACAACAUUAAUGAGGAUGAACCAGAGGAAGAAGAUGAUGAACAAACAGAUGAAAAGGUGGAGGAACUGAGUAGGAAAAGGACAAUGCUAGCAGCAUUUCUCAAGCUUGUUAUUUUCAAUGUGUUUGACAUGGGGCUUGCUGCACCAGUGUUUUCAUUUCUAAACAAGGCAUUCAGCGACUUUGGUGACAUCAUCAAACAUGCUAUGAACAAGUGUAAAGAGAUUAAUAAAACUACAUAUGUAAAGACGUUACUGGCUGCCUUACAGCAGGAUUUCCUCAACUUGAAGGAAGAACAGGAGGGAGAGGUUGAUGUAAAGUCUGAAGAAUUUUGUAUCAUUAAGGACCUGGCUCAUCGAUUUGCACUCAGUUUAGGAGUAGAUACAACAAAAUCUCAAGCAAGGGAAGCUUUGAUCACAUUACACAGAGAAGGAAUACAGUAUGCAUUAUCCAAGAGUACAGGAAAGAAGCAGUCCCCCAAGAAAGGAAACAUCCCUCCACCAAACCUGCCAUUCUUUGACAUCUUAAAUGAAUUCACAUUUCGGUUGAUUCCUCAGGACAAGACAGGAAGGAGUGGAGUUUUACCAUUUCUUAAUAAAGAAGCUGGAGAUAAAGUGGAAAUGAAAGGAGAUGAAUGGAAUCCCUUGAUCACCUAUAGAAACAAUCUCCUUGGUAACCAGGAGGGAGAAGAAGAACAUGAACCACAAAAACAAGACAAAUCCAGGAGUGCUCGUGGCCGUCCAAAGAAACCCCCUGCACCACCUCCCGUACAAGGUAAAGGAAAGAAACGUCAAGCUUCACCUGAGAAGGAGGAUGAAGACAGUGCAGAUGAUGCUGUCCCUCUAAAGAGAACUAAGAAGAUGAGAGAAGACACUGAACAAUCACAUGUGGAACCAGAACGAGAAGAGAAACCAGAGGGAGAUUCAGGAGAAGAGAGUGGUUUGGAUGAGAAAAACACAAAACAGCAAAAAAGAAAAAGACAGGAUUCAGAGCACUCUGAGAAUCCAGAAGAAGGAGAAGAGGAUGGAGAUGAGGACUUUGACAAUUCUGGAGUUCCUUCUUCCUCACAGAAGUCAUGGAUGGCAAGUCAAACUAAAGCCAGUAAGAGACCAAGAAUAAGCUACAGUAAAAAGGAUAGAGAUAAAGUGCCGCAUCCCAGACUAGAAGAUGAUGAUGAUGACGAAGUGGGAGAUGAACAAAAUAUCGAGGAAUAUAAAAGUGAAGAAGAAUCUGAGCCCAAAAAGAAAGCUCCACUUCGAGUGAGAAGAGAAAAACGAGAGAUUCCAGAAAACUUUUUUGAUUCACAAGAAAACAAAUCCACAGAAGAUGAUGGCACAUUAGAUGAACCAGCGAUAUAGCAUUUAUGAAGACUUGCCUGAUCAAACAAUAUUCUAAAGUCUUGCCUUUUACAUGCAUCAAAACAGCCCACCAUGAUGCUAGGGGUUCAAAUGUGCAGUGUCAAAACAUGUACAUAUUUGAGAUUUUUAUACUGAUGUAGUGACUCUCGGAGCCCACAUAAGGGAUUUUAUAAUGCAGUGUUCUAACAGUCACGCCUUUCUUUUCAUUGAUACCAUAUCAGGUGACCUAGCACACACCUUGCUAGAAUGAUUGUACUUACCUUACUACUAUUGCAGCAAAUAGUUUGUAUCAUGUUGUAGUUUAUAGUCAAAAGAAACCUAGAGCUGCUUAUCUACAAGACCUCCAAGGUAUAGGGGCUUAAUUUAUUACAAGGUUGCUGUCUUCUAGUCAUGGCAUCUUCAUACUUACAUACCCCAACAAUUUAAAGUUGGUUGCAAGUUUCAUGAUUGUAUUUUAGAAGCUAUUUUUAGUAAACCAGUUUUAAAAAGCA
Messenger RNA from Actinia tenebrosa (Australian red waratah sea anemone), 4690 nucleotides. RefSeq names its product cohesin subunit SA-2. Gene Ontology annotation, biological process: sister chromatid cohesion. The record is from RefSeq and is a predicted model, not a curated record. Lineage: Eukaryota; Metazoa; Cnidaria; Anthozoa; Actiniaria; Actiniidae. Gene Ontology annotation, cellular component: cohesin complex; chromatin; nucleus. Gene Ontology annotation, molecular function: chromatin binding.